UUGGCUUGCAUUUUCCAGGUUCCAAAUGCGUCUCCAAGAUCCUCAUUUGAAAAAAGAUCAGCAAACAAACAAAUGAGACUUGCCCCUGAACGUCAUAUCCGCUCCACUCUCUAAAUUUUCGGACCCAAAUUGUGAUUCUUCCAAUCAAAAGUUUUUUCCGACUUCGUAAAGAUAUAUGGGAUUGGAUCGAUCUAAAACCGCGCUGUUCCAUCUGCAUUGUAGGUUAAUAUCUACAUUGGAUAGAUGAAUCUGUUGUCUCGUCGAUUCUCUGUUUCGUUUGAGCUCUCCUUUCAUAUAUCCAAAGCGUGGCACUAUAGCUCUCUGUUCCUCAGUAGUGUGCAGGCAUAGCCAAUCAGAAGGACUGGAGUCCGUGUGUUUAAGAUAGACAUGCAGUUGGAACAAAAAGAACUGGGAAACAGGGGAGUUGACAGCUUAAAUGGUUAUCCUGGUGAUGUUAACCCAAUAGAAGCUUUCAGAGAUUACAAUUUGCUUUCAGGCAGCCGGCAGGAAUCUCUGGUGGAGUGGAUAAAUAGUGUGCUUCCUCACUUAAAUCUGCCUAUAGAAACUUCAGAGGAGGAACUAAGGGCAUUGCUGAGGGAUGGAUCUGUAUUAUGCAGCAUUUUGGACAAGCUGAUUCCUGGUUCAGUGGAAGUAGGAGGUUAUUCCUUGGAUGAGCAAGUAAACAUUAGAAAGUUUCUACAGGCCAUGGAUGAGCUGGGAUUGCCUGGAUUUGAUUUGUCAAGGCUAGAGCAGGGAUCGGUAGGGCCUGUAUUGCAGUACCUUGAGGGUUUGAAAACUCAUUUUGCUUCAAAUGUUAAGAGAGAACAUAUCCAAAAGCUUUCCAGAAAGAGGUGGGAUCAAUCAGAUCUAGCAUACUUGGCCCAUGGGAGUGAAGAGAGGCUAAAAUUUUCUGGUGAUUCAAAUUUCGAACAUGAAGUUGAGGGUUCUGUCCUAUCAGAUGAAGCACAUUAUGUUGGAUCUAAGUCUAAAGAACUCUUACAGUUGAAACGAGGAUGGCAUGUGGAUCUUUCUGAUGAAAAAAUUAUGGAAUUACUCAAAUCAAACAGUUUAGAUAAUGCUUCGACUCAGACGCUUUUUAACAUAGGAAAUAGGAUUAUGGAUGAUAUCUUUGGAAGAAAGAAUGGAGAUGUGCCUCAAUCUCAGCAUGCAGCAUUCCUGUUGAGAAAAAUUCUUCAAGUGAUAGAGUGGCGUUUUUCUAAUCAAGCGGAAAGCCUGAAAAAUCAAAACAGUCUUUUCAAGGUUCGUGAAGGGAAGUACCAACUGAAAAUAAAUGCACUUGAAACUCUGGCAACAGGAACAACUGAAGAGAGUGAGGUUGUCAAAAGUUGGUUACAGCAGUUGAAGUUUGCUCUUCAAGUUGAGAAAACUAAAAUGGAGGAGAAAAACAAACUUGAUGAGCAGGAUGUUGCUCGUUUAAAACAAGAAAAAGUUCAUGCUGAAAUUGAGAUUUCUGCGUUAAAGCAAGAAUUGGAAAUGGUCAAAAAAGCACAUGAAGAGCUCCGUAUGCAAUCAGAAUUAUGUGCUGAAGAAUGCAAAUCUGAAUACGAGAAGAGGAUAUGGGAACUAGAACGUGGUCUUGCUGAUGCAGGGAAUCAAGCCAACAAAUUGGAGGCACUUAUGGAAUCUAAAUCUCUUAGAUGGAAGAACAAAGAGAAUACCUAUCAAAGUUUCAUUAACCACCAAUUCGGAGCAUUCAAGGACUUGAGAGCUGCGAUGGAAUCUGUAAAAGAUGAUGUGCUGAAAACAAAAAGAAGCUACUCAGAAGAAUUCAAGUAUUUGGGGAUGAAGCUCAAGAGUCUAGCUGAAGCUGCUGAAAAUUAUCAUGUAGUUCUAACAGAAAAUCGGAAAUUAUAUAACGAAGUUCAAGACUUGAAAGGAAAUAUCCGGGUAUAUUGUCGAAUAAGACCCUUUCUUCCGGGGCAAAGUCAAAACCAGACAACCAUUGAAUUGAUUGGUGAUAAUGGAGAAUUAGUUGUCAGCAAUCCUCUCAAACAAGGAAAAGAGAGUCGUAAGCUUUUUAAAUUCAACAAGGUUUUUGGUCCAACAGCAAGUCAAGAAGAAGUUUUCAUGGACACCCAACCACUAAUUCGUUCUGUACUUGACGGGUACAAUGUCUGCAUAUUUGCUUAUGGUCAAACUGGCUCAGGAAAGACAUAUACAAUGAGUGGACCUAGCCUAUCGUCAAAAUCAGACUGGGGAGUCAAUUAUCGAGCGCUACAUGAUCUUUUCCAUAUUUCCCAAAGUAGAAAAGGCUCUAUAGUUUAUGAAGUUGGUGUUCAAAUGGUUGAGAUUUAUAAUGAACAAGUUCGUGAUUUACUAUCUACAAAUGGUCCUCAAAAAGUUGGGAUUUGGAAUUCUGCCCAACCAAAUGGGUUGGUUGUUCCUGAUGCAAGCUUGCAUACUGUGAAUUCAAUGACGGAUGUGCUGGAGUUGAUGAACAUUGGACUAAUGAAUCGGGUAACUGGUUCCACAGCCUUAAAUGAAAGAAGUAGCAGAUCACAUAGUGUUCUUACUGUUCAUGUUCGUGGCACGGAUUUGGAGACCAACACUUUAUUGCGUGGAUGUCUACAUCUUGUAGAUCUUGCAGGGAGUGAGAGAGUAGAGCGCUCUGAAGCCACAGGAGAUAGGCUUAAGGAGGCACAACAUAUAAAUAAAUCACUAUCAGCACUUGGAGAUGUGAUUUCUGCUCUAGCACAAAAGAGUCCACAUGUUCCUUAUAGAAAUAGUAAAUUGACUCAACUUCUUCAAAGUUCGUUAGGUGGUCAAGCAAAAACCCUCAUGUUUGUACAGCUUAACCCUGACACUGCUUCGUAUUCUGAAACGAUAAGCACCUUGAAGUUUGCCGUGAGGGUUUCAGGUGUUGAGCUGGGUGCUGCUCGUAGUAAUAGAGAGGGAAGGGAUGUCAAAGAACUCUUAGAACAGGUAACAUCCCUCAAAGAUGCACUUGCUAGGAAGGAUGAAGAGAUUGAGCGGUUGCAGCAGCUCAGGACAAAUCUCAGUGUUGCUAAACGUGGGAUGAUGAGGUAUGCGUCAUCAUCUCCACGGAGACAUUCCACUGGAACUUCGAGGCAUAGCACAAGACUUUCUGGAGCUGGGGCCUUGCGAGUUGGUGAAAAAGCAACUUCUGACAUGGACAACUGCUCAGAGUAUAGUGAUAAGCAUUCGGAAACUGGUUCUCAUCAGUCAAUGGACGAUCUCAGGAACAAGCCCAGUUCCCCCCUGUUCAAAUCAUCCAAAGAAGAUACAAGUCAGAAUGUCAAUGACGACAUUGAUCUCUUGGGAUUUGGAGAGGCAGAUUCUGAAGAGAGAUUAAGUGAUAUAUCUGACGGUGGUCUUUCAAUGGGAACAGAAACUGAUGGUUCAAUCUGCAGCAUUGUGGAGUACACUCUCUUCCCGGAAGCGGAGAAGCCAGCUGAAACUACCCCAAGUAAGAGCACAACAACAGACAACCUGUCAGCUGCAAACAAAGAGAAAUCCACUGUGGCGUCCAAAAUUCCCAAAGCCGCAGAAGUUCUACAAAAGGUACCAACAAGAUCUUCCAGGUUAUCGAUGAAUAGAAGUUCCUCAAAGGUUUCCUCAAGCAUCAAGAAGACGGCUACCGGUAGCUCAACUUCAGUGAAGGCCCCUCCUAAACGAUGGCAAUGAUCAGGAUGCCACUUGGAUUCUCUAGAGUAUUUUUACCGAUGGGAAUUAUUACUAGUACUAGGUGCUUAUUAUUGUCAUCUAUAAUAUAAUCGGAGCAAUGGCUCACGUUGGCUAGAACCUUGUAUUGGAUGAGGCGUUUGCAAACUCUAGCCUGCAAGUAGUUUGUAUGUUAUCAUAGUCAAUGUUUUAGUUUGAAAGCUCCAUCCAACUGUGGCAGCUUUCCCACUCAGCGCCAUUGAUGUACUUUUUUUUCCGGGGCCAUUGAUGAUUGAUGUGCAAUCUCAGCAUUACAAGUUAAAA
Molecule: messenger RNA, 3966 nt
Organism: Neltuma alba
Lineage: Eukaryota; Viridiplantae; Streptophyta; Magnoliopsida; Fabales; Fabaceae
Product: kinesin-like protein KIN-14J
Exons: 22
Coding region: 388-3666 (1092 amino acids)
Biological process (GO): microtubule-based movement
Cellular component (GO): microtubule cytoskeleton
Molecular function (GO): ATP binding; microtubule motor activity; microtubule binding
Source: RefSeq, a predicted model, not a curated record